Messenger RNA from Phragmites australis (common reed), 2734 nucleotides. Its product is annotated as probable galactinol--sucrose galactosyltransferase 6. Bases 249 to 2531 code for a protein of 760 amino acids. The record is from RefSeq and is a predicted model, not a curated record. NCBI's taxonomy places the organism in Eukaryota, Viridiplantae, Streptophyta, Magnoliopsida, Poales, Poaceae. The transcript has 7 exons.
UAUCCGUGAUGGUGAUAGCCUCCUUCCCCUCUCCUCUGCCGCGUAUAUAUACCGCCCCUUCCUGCUCACUGCUCCUCGCAUCCUUGGCCACGCACUUCGCCACCCCUGCCUUCUCCGUCCUCCUCUCAGCCCUCCUUGAGCAGGCGUUCCGUUUAGGAAGCUAGGACGCUCGCGGCGACCAAGGGGUCUUCGUCGCCGCCCCAGCAGUCUCAGAGGAAGGGAGAGGAAGGGAAAGAAGAAUAGAAGAGAUGACGAUCGCCUCGUCCGUCAAGCUCGCCGGCGGCACGCUGUCGGUCUGUGGGCGGACGGUGCUGUCCGGCGUGCCGGCCGCGGUGGUGGCGUCCUCCGCAGCGGCGGGGGGAGCGGUCGACGGGGUCUUCAUUGGCGCCGACUUCGCUGAGCUGGCCUCCCGCCACGUCGUCUCCCUCGGGGCCUUAAGGGGCGUGCGGUUCAUGGCGUGUUUCCGGUUUAAGCUGUGGUGGAUGGCGCAGCGGAUGGGGGAGAAAGGCGGCGACGUCCCGCACGAGACUCAGUUCCUGCUCGUGGAGUCCAGGGGCGCCGGCGCGGGCGGCGAGGAAGCGUACGUCGUGUUCCUCCCGCUCGUGGAGGGCUCGUUCCGGGCCAGCCUCCAGGGCGGCGCGGGCGACGAGCUGGAGCUCUGCGUCGAGAGCGGGGACGAGGACACGCGCGCGCAUUCCUUCGAGCGCGCGCUCUUCGUGGGCGCCGCGGAGUCCGACCCCUUCGCGGCCAUCGCCGGCGCCGUCGCUGCGGUCAGAUCCUGCCUCAAGACCUUCCGGCUUCGCUCCGAGAAGAAGCUCCCGGGCAUCGUUGACUACUUCGGAUGGUGCACCUGGGAUGCCUUCUACCAGGAUGUCACCCAGGAGGGCGUCGAGGCCGGCCUUCGCAGCCUCAUCGCCGGCGGCGCGCCGCCCAAGUUUGUCAUCAUCGACGAUGGCUGGCAGUCCGUUGGCACCGACCAAUCCACACCCGACGGCCCCGCCGGCGAGGCCAAGCCGCCCCGCCUGCCUCGGCUAACCGGCAUCAGGGAGAACAGCAAGUUCCAGCAUGACGACGACCCGAUCGCGGGCAUCAAGACGGUGGUGCACGCGGCAAAGGAGGAGUACGGGCUCAAGUACGUCUACGUCUGGCACGCCAUCACCGGCUACUGGGGCGGUGUCCGCCCUGGCGCCGCCGGGACGGAGCACUACCGCUCCAGCAUGCAGUUCCCCAAGAUCUCGCAGGGCGUCGCGGAGAACGAUCCCGGAAUGAAGACCGACUGGAUCACCACCCAGGGGGUCGGCCUCAUGCACCCGCGCGCCGUGUACCGAUUCUACGACGAGCAGCACGCGUACCUCGCCGCCGCCGGGGUCGACGGUGUCAAGGUGGACGAGCAGUGUAUCCUCGAAACGCUGGGCGCCGGCCAUGGCGGCCGCGCGCAGCUCACGAGGCAGUACCACCAGGCUCUCGACGCCUCCAUCGCCAAAAACUUCCUGGAGAACGGCAUCAUCGCCUGCAUGAGCCACAACACCGACGCCCUCUACUGUUCCAAGCAGACGGCGGUGGUGAGAGCAUCGGAUGAUUUCUUCCCGAAUGACCCCAUGUCGCACACGAUCCACAUCGCCGUGGUGGCGUACAACAGUGUGUUCCUCGGCGAGUUCAUGCUCCCUGACUGGGACAUGUUCCACUCGCUCCACCCAGCCGGCGACUACCACGGCUCAGCCCGCGCGAUCAGUGGCGGCCCUGUCUAUGUCAGUGAUGUCCCCGGGAAGCACAACUUUGAGCUGCUGAAGAAGAUUGUGUUGCCUGACGGCUCCGUGCUUCGCGCACGGCUACCUGGCCGGCCGACCAAGGAUUGCCUGUUCAGCGACCCGGCACGCGAUGGCGUCAGCUUGCUCAAGAUAUGGAACAUGAACAAGUUCACCGGCGUUCUUGGCGUGUACAACUGCCAGGGCGCUGCGUGGAGCUCCGUGGAGAAGAAGACCAUGUUCCACCAGACUGGCGCCGAGGCCCUCAGCUGCGGCGUCAAGGGCAGCGACGUCCAUCUUAUCUCCGAGGCCGCGACGGACCCUGAGUGGAAUGGCGACUGCGCCGUGUACCGCCACGCGAGUGGCGACCUUGUCGUCCUCCCCAACAGCGCGGCAUUGCCCAUCUCCCUCAAGGUCCUCGAGCAAGACAUCCUUACCGUGUCACCGAUGAAGGACUUGGCACCCGGGUUCAGGUUCGCCCCGAUCGGGCUCGUCGACAUGUUCAAUGGCGGCGCGGCAGUGGAAGGCCUGACCUACCACCUCCUGGACGGCGCAAAGCUGCUUGACAGCAACGGCUCUACUUCCAGCUCCGAGGCUGUGGGAUUGGUCUGCAUGGAAGUGAGGGGGUGUGGAAGGUUCGGUGCCUACUCUUCAGUCAGGCCAAGGAAGUGCAUGCUGGGUUCUGCUCAGGUGGAAUUCUCCUACGAUUCUUGCUCGGGGCUGGUGGUUCUUCAGCUGGAGGCCAUGCCCAAGGAAAGGGUACACAAGAUUGUUGUGGAGUUGUAGGGUGGUAGCAUCAGUACAUCAGAAAUUCAGAUUAUCAUGUUACGGGUGAUCUGUCCACCUGUGAUUUAUGCUCCCUCUUAUGAGUAUUAGUUAGUACUUUAGUAGCACGAAAAUGUUAGGGAUCUGAUAGGCACAUCUGAUUCUUGAUUCAGUUGAAGGAAUAUAUACGCUCAUUAUCCGAUUGUUCUGUUAGUCUGAACAGA